Messenger RNA from Periconia digitata, 2988 nucleotides. NCBI's taxonomy places the organism in Eukaryota, Fungi, Ascomycota, Dothideomycetes, Pleosporales, Periconiaceae. The record is from the annotation of a GenBank genome assembly.
CCAACUCUGAUCCAGCGCGAACGGUCGCGUCUGCACACCAGCCAAUUAAGCGCCAAGCGCCAACAUACCUCCGCUAGCAUCUUCUCUCUCUCUCAAUUACCCCAUCCACCCCAUCCACCACCUCACACUCCCCUCCCCAACCAAGCCCUGCAAAGGCCUCAUCAUAAACCUCCCACAGUCUCCAUGUCUGAAGCACAGUCCCGCCCCGCGCGUGGCAGAAGCACUGCCCGUGGCGGCAGAGGCGGCCCAGCCACUCGAGGAUCGCGUUCCAGCAAGCAGACAAACGGCGAUCACUCGUCAUCAACAAUCGACACAUCUGCAGACCAGGGCGAGCUGGGAGAACUUAAGAAGCGAUAUAUCUCGCAAUUGACCACACUCAAGGAGCUGUUCCCUGACUGGGCUGACGUGGACCUCGUGCUGGCAUUGGAAGAAUCUGAAGGCGAUAUUGAGAGGACAGUCGAGAAGAUCUCCGAAGGCAAUGUGUCCCAGUUCGCAGAGGUAAAGAAAGCUAAAGACCGAUCCCGCUCCAAGGUGAAGGAUGCAGGUGCUCCCACAGAAACUACAUCGGCGACCCGAGGAGCAGCUGGACGUGCUCGUGGUGGUGACAGUGUUCGCGGACGUGGUCGCGGCACAGAUCGUGGCCGUGGAGGUUUCCGUGGUGGAAAUCGUGGAGGAGCUACCAAUGGUACACGCACUGCUGGUGCGCCCUCGAUUCCGACCACAGAGUCCAAUGCUUGGGAUGUUUCCACUCCCGCCGAACUUAAAGAGGCCUCUCAACCACCUGCUGCUGUCGAGCCAGAAGCUAGCAAACCUGCUGCACCCGCUGCCCCUGCAAAGAAGACUUGGGCUAGCAUGUUCGCUCCGGUUCCGAAACCAGUUGCACCCAAGCCUGUCGCAAAGCCGACUCCACCCUCCGAAGAACCAGGUCCUGUGCCUGCCGAAACCCCUGCUAGCGAGGUCGCACAAGAAGCCGCCGUGGAGGCUGAGGAAUUGCCCAUCCCACCCGUGGCUGAUGAGGUCGCCGAAGAACCUCCAAUUCCGGUUGAGGAUACUUCCAAAUUGACACCCGAUAAGCUGCCAGAGACUCCUGGCCCCGAGCUUACCCUUACGCCUUCUAAAGACGAAUUAACCAAGGAUAACGUCGAACACUUGCCGGAUGAGUCGCAACCUCCACCCACAGAGACAGCUGCCAGCACGGUUGCUAGCUCAAAGGACAUUGGAAGUUUGGCGAGCGUCGCGACUCCGUUGGGUACUCCCGGCCAGGCACCUAUCGGCCGUCCCGCAUUGGGUGGUUUCCAAACGUCUGCGCUCAAGGCGACAUCGGCCGCGAACCGCAGUGCUAGUUUCCAGAGGAAGAUUCUAGAGCAACAGGAGGCGGUUGUCAUGCCGGGCAAGCAUGCUGUGAACCAGGCAGCUGUUCAAUUUGGUAGCUUGGGUCUCAAUGGAGACGCAGACGCAGACAGUCUGGACGUUGAUGAAGAUCGUGAGGAAGCAGAGACUAGGACUCAACCCCCUCAACAUUCCCCCGUUGCUCAGCCGAGGGCAUCGCUACCACCCGCCCCUCGACAAGCUGCGCCAAUCGAGACUCAACCCCAGGAAAUUCCCACUCCCAAACAGGCUCCGGGGCUACCUCCUCCACCCCAGCAACAGCCUUUAUCCCAACAAUCACCUCCCGCAUCAAUGGCCUCGCAGGCAAUGCAAAAUCAGGGCUCUCAAAGCAACCAACCCUACAACCAGUUUGGACGCUACCCACAAGCCGGAAUCCAGUCCGAAGUCACUGCGCAGCAACAAAAGGCCUACGAUCCGUUUGGCCAGCAAGCCCCUCAGCCGAACCAAUACGAUUACCCUGGCCAACAACACAAUCAAUCUCAUUCGCAGAUUGGAGGCUUCUCCAGUGGACCUGAUGCAUUCGCCUCACAAUACUCGACAUCCGACCAACAGCGCCUUGCAUAUCAACAGUAUUAUGGAGGUGCCUACGGUCAGCAAGGAAGCCAAAGCCAGCAAGAAGCUGGCUCCGCUCAGCAACGCACAGGAAGUGCUUUUGGUUCCGGACCCCACGACUCGACCUUCCCCCAGAGUCAGACCCAGCAGCCGUCGCAGGGUAGAUACAAUGACGCUCAGAAUAGCGGUCACAACACGCCCAAUCCUACUUUGGGCGGACAGCAGCCUACUGGCCCUUCGUCACAGAGCCAGCAUAUGCACCAGCAACACGCCGCUCAUCCCGGACACAACAACAACUACCCGUACAACCACCCAUACUAUGGCAGCCCGUACUAUGCUAACUACAUGAACCAAUACGGCGGAUAUGGACAAGGAGGAUACAGCAACUUCGGAAUGGGAAAAUAUGGUCAGCCUAACCACUACGGAAUGUCUCCUCAGACUUCCUUUGACCAACACUCGUCUUCUCCGGCUAAUGUUGGCGGAUUUGGUGCCUCUUCCAUGCAUGGACGAGACAGCGGCUUGAGUGGAGGACUUGGUGAUUAUGGUCGAUCGGCCUCAGGCACCUCCCAAAACCAGCACAGCGCAACGGCUGGAACGGCUGGAUUUGGAGGUCUUCCCGACGUUUUUGGAGGCCGUUCUCAAGGCGGAUAUGGGGCCCAGAAUGCCUAUGGUCAACAGCAGACUGGACAGCAGGGAAGCAACGACGACGCCUUGAAACCCUUUGGUGACAGCAAGAGCAGCGGACCUAGCCCUUCUGCUCUCGGCGCUCAACCCGGACGACCUGGAUCAGCCACGAACAACACCGCUGGAGGCCAAGGCGGUCUUCCGCAAGGCUCACACCAGCAGGGCUUUGGUGGUGGAUAUCCCGGUCAUGGACAGGGCAACCAAUACGGAGGUCUUGGCGGAUUGGGACAUCAAGGCGGCCACCAGGGCGGCGGGAGCCACCAGCAAGGCAGCUAUGGAAACUAUGGUGGAUUUGGUGGAGGUGGCUACGGCGGUGGUAGCUACAACCGUGGUGGUUGGGGCAACAGCUACGGCCAGCACUAA